Messenger RNA from Caenorhabditis angaria, 1295 nucleotides. The record is from the annotation of a GenBank genome assembly. NCBI's taxonomy places the organism in Eukaryota, Metazoa, Nematoda, Chromadorea, Rhabditida, Rhabditidae.
AUGUCCAAUUUCACGAGCCAAGGAGUGAUUGCUGGAAGUUUCCAAAUCAACGGCGUCAGUUAUUAUGAGAUAUUCGAUGUUGAGUUAGGAUAUCUGUUUGCGAAUUUUGAGGACACGGAUUUGAUGGUGAGAUAUUUGAAAAAUUUGGAAGAGAUCGAGAUUCGAGCCAGACAACUGACAAUUUCAGAAAUUUUAUGUUUUUUGAAAACUUUAGCUUUCAAAAUUUGCUAAAAUUUAAUAAAAAUAAACCUCGAAAAUCAAUAAAUAUUUUCCACAGGUAUCCACCGAAACGUGGGUCAAAUAUGAGGUUAUCAAAGUUCGAAACGGAAUCAGAAACAUGCAAUAUCAAGCAAAGAAAGUCGAAUAUAUGGAAGAAAAUCGAAAUUCAUCGAGCCCGGCCACAAAUGUUUUCCGCAAUGACAACAAGCACAAUUUCAAUGUUCGAGAAUCGAUCAAUUAUUUUCAAUUCGACACCAAUGGAAAUUAUUUGACGUUUAAAGGAUGGGUCAAAUAUUUCGAGGGAGCAGGACAACGAAAAACCGGUUAUUAUCAUGAAUAUUAUGGAUUUAUUGAAGUGGCUGGGGAUGAAUUACGAAAAUUGAGAGAAUUCAAAAUUAAUGAUUUAGAGGUUGAUUGAUUUUAUAUAAAAAGAGAAAAGCAGUUUUUUAAACAAAAAUGUAAUUUUCCAGGUGAAAAUGAAGCUGAAACCAUACGCAGAAUAUAUGCGAAAUCGCGGCCAAAGCCCAUGGAUUGUUAUCCAUUAUAUGAACAAAGGAGAAAGCCAUGGAUUGGGAGGAUUUGUGAGUUUUCGGGAAAAUUAGGGGAAUUCUGAAAUGAAAGCAAAAAAAAAUCUGAAUUUCAGUUUUUAGAGGUCAAAAAUUGAAAAAUUCAAAAUUUUCAUAUUGUAAAAAAUUAGCGUACAAUUUUUUUUAUUUUGGAAGCCACGAUUUUGGCCGAGGAAAAGAUUUCCCUAGUAAAAAUUCGAAAAAAUCUUGCACUUCUCACUUGAGAGCUAAUUUUUUCCAGUUAAGCGUUUCCGGCCUCAAUCGUCGUGGUCCCGGCGGUCGCCCACUCCCAAAGGAUCAAGUCCUCAUCCCGCCCGAUUCUCUGCGACCAAUGCAUGAAGUGAGAAAUUCGAGCCAGCCUUCGUCAUCGAAUAAUUGGUGAGUUUUCUCCAAAAAUUUCCAAGAUUUGUUUGCGAAUCUGAUAUUUUCAGGCAAUCAAACAACAACAACUCCGCCAAAAAUCAAGGUCAAAAUGUUGGAUUUGGUGCAAUAUUCGGCAAAAACUUCUGA